GCCAGCCGGCGGCCACCAGGGAGCAGCCGCGAGGACUCCGGGGACUCCGCAUCCCAGUCAUCCCUCCCGGACGAGAGGAAAGGACUCCUGUUGGGUGAAACUUAGAUUUCCCUGUGCGUCUGACCCGGCUAGGCUAGCGUGCACCAUCUGCCAAGCCAUAGAGGGUUUCAUUUUUCACCAGCCUGGUGUUUGAGAAAACCCGCAAGGAGUGAGUGGUGAGAGGAAGAAGCGUUAUAAACUUCGGGAGCGGGGACGUUUUCUUGGAAGUGACGGGGAGCCUCGGACCUACGGUUCCCGGGGCCGGUGGCGGCGGCGUCCUUGGCCUGGACGCUCUGAAGGGUCCGGCCGCUGCCGCGUGACCAACACCGAAGACCCCGGAAACGCCAUGGAUUCCACGCUGGCACCAGCCGGUUCCGCCACGGGCCCGGUCACCUUCUCCCACGUCUUCGGUCAGCAGUGCCAGCUUAUGGAAGCAGCUGUGCAAUCAUUGUACACCCUAAAUGACCAGAUAUCCCAUUUUAUUGUCACCAAGUCAAAGGCACUGGAAGAGGACAAAGACCCCUUCCUACCCACUGAGAAGGAGACUCUGAAGAGUUCCAUGAUCCUGAUGAGGCACCUCUUAAUGGACGCUCAGGCCAAAAUCCUGAGCAUGAUGGAAGACAAUAAGCAGCUCGCGCUCCGCAUCGAUGGGGCGGUCCAGUCGGCCAGCCAGGAGGUGACCAACCUGCGAGCCGAACUCACGGCCACCAACCGGAGACUGGCGGAACUGAGCGGCGGCGGCGGCGGCCCCGGCCCGGGCCCGGGAGCGGCGGCCAGCGCCUCGGCGGCGGCGGCGGCGGCGGCGGCGGACUCGGCGGCGGCGAACAUGGAGAACCACCAGCACGGCGCGCAAGGUAGGGAUCGCCCGGCGCCCGGGGCGCAGGGGAGGCGACGAGCAGCACCCGGGCCGGAGGCGGCCGGGGACUCGGUGCCUCCACGCCCCGGGCGAAAUCGCCUUGCAUUGUGGCUCGUAACCCUUUCCGCCCGGCGGUGGCCACCGCUGCUCCCCUGCUGGGAGUUGCAGGCUGCUGUCAUUAAGGAAAACCCGGGCGCGGUGUGCACGGGUUCACACGGUCACACGGGCCCCGGCUAG
Lynx canadensis (Canada lynx) is the source of this 1132-nucleotide messenger RNA. RefSeq lists its product as uncharacterized. The coding region runs from base 386 to 1132 and encodes 248 amino acids. The transcript is spliced from 3 exons. NCBI's taxonomy places the organism in Eukaryota, Metazoa, Chordata, Mammalia, Carnivora, Felidae. The record is from RefSeq and is a predicted model, not a curated record.